CGUCGUCUGGUCUGACCAUUUGUCGUCUGGCGAAUGGCGAUGGUUGUGUCGUUUCGUUGACUUGUUACUAUUGGAAAAAUGUUAAUUUCACGGGGCGUACAGCUUUUAAAAACCGUCUCCCAUCGGAAACCUGUGAAAGGUGCCUUGAUUAAUUCAAAUCAGAUCCGCCUAGAAUGGAUGUACCGUGAAGUAAAACAUCCACCUGCAAGGGAUAAAAUACUAUCAGAAAUCUGUGGUGCAGUAUUAUGGUGGUGGGUACUAUGGAAUCUGUGGCAUGAUUGGAGGGUUCUUGUUGAGGGUCAUCUACCAGCUCCAAUUCCCGAGCAUUGGACAGAUGAGGAAUUAGGAAUUCCACCAGAAUAAAUAAACAAUAUAGGUAGACUUUCUUUACAAAUACAGUAUCACAGGCUUUAAGUACCUUAUAAAGCCAUCAUUGCACCCAAAAAUGUAUAACUGACUAUCCACUAAGGAUACAGCACGUGAUACUUAACUUCUUUGUAAAAUAUUGUUUCCCAAAAUAAAUUGUUUUAGUAAAUUAUUGG
Molecule: messenger RNA, 542 nt
Organism: Dufourea novaeangliae
Lineage: Eukaryota; Metazoa; Arthropoda; Insecta; Hymenoptera; Halictidae
Gene: Ndufb2
Product: NADH dehydrogenase [ubiquinone] 1 beta subcomplex subunit 2, mitochondrial-like
Exons: 3
Coding region: 79-363 (94 amino acids)
Cellular component (GO): mitochondrial inner membrane
Source: RefSeq, a predicted model, not a curated record